AUGCUACAUUCUACCAUUAAUCAACAAGGCCAAGUAGAAUUCAGUUGGAAGGUCAUCGGCAACGAACUCCUGCAUCCACUUUGCACCAGAGAAUCCCCAUUCGAUGAUGCGGCAACCUCUCGAAGUCUGCAUCCCAACCCUGGUGCAGAUUCUUCCCAGUCCUAUGUCGAUAAGGCUUCCUCAAUUAUCAAUUUCGACAGCCUCCUUUAUAUGCCGUGCCAGACUCUCCCAUGUGGAGCUCAGAACCAGGCUUCCUCUCCGUCGGCGACUUUCCUUGAGAUCACUGAUCCCCACACGAAUGACGGUAGUAAGGCAUGCCUCCCUAGUAUCAGUGAGCUUGAUCGCCAAUUCCGACAAUUUGUUCGCGGCAUCCGAAAGGAUCACGAUUUCCCUUACAUUCACCAACGUCUGCUUUAUUUUUCCUCCAAGGAAGCAAAGCGCCGAAAUGGUCACGUCAACGAAAGUUACCGGACAUAUAGCCAAUUCUGGCUAGCGAAGAAAAACCGUGCAUCCGUUCGUAUGGUUAUUUGUUCCGUACCCCAGGGGACUUACACUUGGGGUGCGGCUUUGAUCAAGUCACAAGAUGGGAGAGAAGCCAAUCUUCUUAUAUACGAGUGCGAUUUCGUCCGUUGGACACAGACUUCUCGGAAGGAAAACAAACUACCUCUCUCCAACCAGCAAGCCUUUUGGAAGCAGGCGCAAAAGAAUGGGGCCACCGCCUUAUGGUAUCACGAAUAUCAGCCCAAACAUGGCGUCAGAUCCGUUAUGAAAGCUGUUGCGUGGAUCAGAAGAAUGAUCACGUUUGGAGAUGAACGCUUAGCUGACAACGACCAACGUCUCAAACGAUUUAAACGGCUGGUGUAG
Penicillium subrubescens is the source of this 864-nucleotide messenger RNA. RefSeq lists its product as uncharacterized. The record is from RefSeq and is a predicted model, not a curated record. The transcript has a single exon. The coding region runs from base 1 to 864 and encodes 287 amino acids. Lineage: Eukaryota; Fungi; Ascomycota; Eurotiomycetes; Eurotiales; Aspergillaceae.